Lagopus leucura (white-tailed ptarmigan) is the source of this 8018-nucleotide messenger RNA. It is a transcript of the gene TFB1M, whose product is annotated as transcription factor B1, mitochondrial. Lineage: Eukaryota; Metazoa; Chordata; Aves; Galliformes; Phasianidae. The coding region runs from base 327 to 1439 and encodes 370 amino acids. Gene Ontology annotation, molecular function: rRNA (adenine-N6,N6-)-dimethyltransferase activity; mitochondrial transcription factor activity. Gene Ontology annotation, cellular component: mitochondrial matrix. The transcript has 7 exons. The record is from RefSeq and is a predicted model, not a curated record. Gene Ontology annotation, biological process: rRNA methylation; transcription initiation at mitochondrial promoter.
GCAGCCUGGUCUAGUGCUUGGUGACCCCACACAUAGCAGGGGGUUGGAACUAGAUGAGUAUUGUGAUCCUUUUCAACGCAGGCAAUUCUAUAAUUAACUAUAUAUUGUUAAAAAGUAAAGAAAGAUUGAAAGUGAACAGUCAUGGGAUGGUUUUGUUUUGUUCAAUGUUUUGGCAAACCCACCAAAUGAGUCUCGCCCAGCUCCCACAGAGAUGCGUUUAUUACAGGCACUGUGUCCAAUAGUGAAAACACCCGUGGGUAAAAUCAAGCACUUGUGUAAUGAUUUGUAAAUCAUCUAUUGGUUUGUAAACUCUGUGGAGUUUUGACAUGUGUAAAUUCACUGCAAAUGCCAGAACUGUCUUCUUGGUGUUUCUCCAGUUCCGCCUGAUGGCUGCUGCAGGAAAGGCUGCUUCUUUCCAUCUGCCUCCUCUGCCAACGGUGGGGGAGAUCAUUAAGCUUUUUCGUCUUCGAGCGCAGAAAGAACUUUCCCAGAAUUUUUUGCUGGACUUACGAUUGACAGACAAGAUAGUGAGACAAGCUGGCAAGCUGAAAAAUGCUUAUGUCUGCGAAGUGGGCCCUGGGCCAGGAGGAAUUACCAGGUCUAUUCUCAAUGCCGGUGUUCAACAACUCCUCUUGGUUGAAAAAGAUACUCGAUUUAUUCCAGGAUUGCAGAUGCUGUCUGAAGCAGCUCCAGGAAAAGUACGCAUUGUUCACGGAGAUAUUCUGACAUAUAAGAUGGAGAAGGCUUUUCCAAAUCACUUAAAGAAGAACUGGGAGGAUGAGCCACCAAAUAUUCAUAUCAUUGGAAAUCUACCCUUCAGUGUUUCAACUCCUCUAAUCAUCAAAUGGCUUGAAAAUGUUUCUAAAAGAGAUGGACCUUUUAUUUAUGGAAGGACACAGAUGACACUGACUUUUCAGAAGGAAGUUGCAGAGAGGCUUACUGCUAAUACAGGAGGCAAGCAACGUAGCAGACUGUCCAUCAUGUCUCAGCAUCUCUGCACUGUUGAGAACUGUUUUGUAAUACCAGGCCAAGCCUUUGUUCCAAAGCCAGAUGUGGAUGUGGCAGUGGUGCAUUUCACUCCAUUGGUGCAACCAAAGAUACAGCAGCCGUUUGAGCUAGUAGAAAAAGUGGUUAAAAGUGUUUUUCAAUUCAGAAGAAAAUACUGCUGCCGCGGAAUCCAGAUCUUGUUUCCCGAAAGAGAACGUUUGAAAAAAACAGAACAGUUGAUGAUGGCAGCAGAUGUUGAUCCAACUCUGCGUCCUGUUCAGCUCACUAUGUCGCACUUUAGAAGUCUGUGCAAUGCAUACAGGAAAAUGUGUGAUGAAGACCCAAACCUUUUUGCAUACAAUUACAGAGAAGAGCUAAGACAGAAGAAGAGGAAGCGUUCCCCUGAAAGUACAAACCAGCUAGAAGAGACUGUAGAGGAAAAUCAUCUGUAACUGCAGCAGACUGAACUGAGAUUUAACUUCUUGAUCUAGAGGUGUUGAUUUAUGUAUUCUUACAUCUCUUCAGGUAUGGAAGAAAUAACUUUUGAAAAAAUGGUGAAGGAGGCUUUCCUAUUUUAUUUGUUCAGUUCAGCUGUAGACAAAAGUUUAGGACAGUCCACUUACAAUGUGCCUACUGGUUCAUCUCGUUUCCAAGGACAGAACACACACCCAGAACAAGGUAUGUUGUGAGAUACGUAAUUAAAUGGAAAUAAUACAUUUUGUAUGAACGUGAGUGCGUUACUGCAACAUAAAAACUCUUUUCAUACUUGCAGCAUGUAAGAUGUUGUCUGAGGUCUUAUGCCCUUUUUAUCUGGGAAAAUCCUCUGUGCAGAGUAAUUUAAAAAUCAAAAGCCUCAUAUAAAUAUACUCAAGUGACUGGCUUAUAGGAGGAUAAAGUGCACAGAUUGCCUCAAGGUCUGCUAAUACUCUUUCUCAUAUAUACAAAAGCAAAGAACUUGGGAGUUUAAGAGAACAGCAGCACGAUAAAAAGUAGAAAACAUAGCUAAGUACAAUACUUAUUUGUCUUUUACUGUACAGGCUGGUAGAGAAAAUAAAAAAUACAGUCAAAUAAAAGAUUACAGGCCAAGCUUUGAUUUUAUAUUUACACAUAUAUAUAUAUAAAGUAUAAACAGCAUCUUGAAACCUACAAAAAUGCAAUUUCUGCACUGUUGUGCACUAAAGCACAUUCAAAUAACUUAAUUCUGCUUUAAAUAAAGCAAAAAUGAAAACCAAAGAAAAUAAAUGCCCAUGGUAUUGAAAAAUUCAUUUUGUUAUACUACUUUCCACUGCAUUUACUUCUGCCACUCACUAGCACCUUUUCCACAUAACUUAACUUAAAAUUACUAACAAGGCCACCCUUCCCCUCCCCAAGAAUAAUACUACAUAAUCGCAAUAAGCGUUUGAAAGGGAUGAACUAAUUUACAGACCUUGGCAAACUUAAUCUAUUUUUGAUCCACAAUAAAUUAAAAUAACUUAAAAAUCCUUUACAGCUGUAUUUGUGGAAAAACUGUACUAGUGCUGAAAAUCAGAUAGUAGUUUUGCUGUGGCUUCCAUGAAUUUACUGAUUUUAAAGCAAAAUAAGUUUGUUGAAUUUUAUGUGGACUUCAAAUGAACAUUUUGUAUAGAGUGCUGCUCAGAAAGCUAGGAUUUCCCAUGCCUCUCCACAGCUUCAUAAAAACAGUCCUCAUUAACUACAGAUGUUAAGCUCUGGACGCUAAAUUCUCUCUCCAAAAUAGAGUUCAGGUCCAAGUUUGCAGCAUCAGAGUGGCUGUCAAGGGACUGGUGACGUUCCUGCAUUGCCAUUAAAGUUCCCCUGUUACGCUUUGUGCUGUUUACUUUUCUCUUCACUGGGCAGAAAUGGCCACGUAUCAGCUUUGGAUGUUCUCCCAUCUUGAAACCAUCUCCUUCCUCCUUUUCUGCAGCUUGAUCUCGUUCAGAGUCAGUAUUGGGUUCCUCUGAAAUCUUCAGCCGUUGGAACUGAAUUUCAAUGUCUUUAGUAGGGCUGCUCUUCUUUAGGUUCUGAUAUUCAUCAUCGUCAUCAUCACUGAGAAUAUCAGAUUCUUUGACAAGAGCAUUAGAAAAGUCAGAGGCACAGCUCUGUACAUGCUGAUCAGGAGAUGAAGUUUUGGGCUCCUGUAUGCUCUCAGUGGUGUUGCAGCUGCUGCUCUGGGUGCUGCUGCUCAGGCUGCACUCAUCAGAGUCCUGGAAGGUGCCUUUCCCUUGGUCACCGUUCCACUCACUGCUGGGUGAAUUCUUCAGUACCUUCAAGGACCUGGUGGAAGCUGUGCAGAAGAAGAAGGCAGUUUUAUCUUCUCAUCUAAACAUCUGGUUAUACUGCCUGUCUCAACAACCCACUUCCAGUCACGAUGUACAUAGCCUCAUUCAAGGUCAGGUGUGUCAGCAUUCUGAUACCAGCAGUGUAAUUAAGCAUCAGAUUUUUCUCUUACCUCCUUCAGAGUUAGAUGCUUGCCUUUAUGUGCAGGCAUAUAUACCUCAAGUACUAGAGGGCCAAGUUGGAGGCAUGAGUUGAACUGUCCCUGAUCCUGCCACAUAAUGAGGAUUUUAGUCAACUGAACACAUAGAGAACUAGAAAUACUAGUAGGAAACUAGUAGAUAAAAAGCCUGAAGCCUGUGCUUAAUUCAUUACCAUAUGUGCUGGGAUGCAGAUUAAGAACAUGGAGAGAAACAAGAGCCCUGUCUUUUGUUAUUUGUUUUAGCUUUGACUGUUAGCAGGGCUCAGACACUAGAGGUAACUCUGAGGAAAGAACACAGUAUUCUGCAGGCCAAAGGAAGUCUGUUUCUAACUAACAAAAUGGGGCCUUACUAAGUCUACCCUUAAGAAAGCUAAUGACAAAUCAAACGUGAGAAUACAGUGGGAACUAGCAAGCUUGCUUAUCUCCUCUAGCCUUUGUCAUACGCUGAGUUGUGGAGAAACUGCUGCAACUACUCAGCCUGAAAAAGAAAAUGGAAUUUGUGGGUCUGGCACACGACACUGUACAGCCACUUUAACAACUGCAAAUCAUUGCCAGCUCUGGAUUCCAGCCUCCAUUUUUCACUUUGAGAACCUGUUUCUUACCCAGUUUAGCUGUGGCAGGCACACGGUUCUUGAGUGGGAUGAGGCGAUCUUUACAGGUUUUCUCCAGAGGCAGCUCACAUUUUAUGUGACGUCUGAAAUUCUCCCGCAAGAUAGAACGGAUCACCUUCACAAUGUUAGUCUUGUUCUCGCAGUCACUGGAAGUUUAACACAACAGAUAAUCUCAUUUUCACAUCUAAAGAAAGGCAGCUGAAAUCACAUUCAACCUCCUGCUUUUUGUUGAUGUUUAGCGUGGUGAUUUUUUUCAGUCACUUUCCUUAGUAGUAGUUUGGCAGUUAAACAUUGUUCUGUGUUGUUAGGUAUGUCAUACUCUUUUGUGUUUUGAGUUCUUAGUUACUUCCUUUAAAACAGCCUGAAAGAUAGGUACCAAAGGAUUACCCUUUGAGUGGUGUUAUCAAAUUAGGGUUAGGCAAUUUCUGCUAACCAACCAAGAGUCUGGUAAAAAUAGUCUGCCCCUAUCAUACUGGAAUUUAUGAUACUACACCUGUGCAGAUUUUCACUGGAUCACUGCAUCAAGUUCAAGGCAGUUUCAAACUGUUAUGUCUGUUAUAUCUUAUGCAGGUAAAUAGUAGCACAGUGCCUAGAUUUAAAGACUGGUAACAGCUUUAGAAGUGCUGAUAUAAUGGUCACAGGGUGGAAGGGUCUUCUACUUUUUAAAAUUUCAUUAAUGUAUUAAUUAAUUUCACACAUUAAUUUCAUCCAACUUCCAUAAAAAGCUUACCUGCUGCACAACUGAAAAAUGGUUUCUGGCCUGCCUUCCAGUUCUGACUUUGUGUGAAUCAGUUCCCAGAUACAGCUGUUCUCUGUUCCUGUGCAUAGAAGAUGAUGUUAUUUUUAUAUAUUUCACAGAACCUUCAGCAUUAGAAAGACCCGUGGAGAGCUCCUCUUCUCCUGAAAGCAGUGUCAACACAGGGUGUGGUAGAUCCACAGAAGAUCUCAUCUGAGAUAGAACCCAAAAGAAAGUUCCCUGAACUCUCUAGUUCUAGCAGCCUGCAAGGGCUACCUUUGAAAACUCUAUGUUCUCUCUUGGAGAGUUGCUUUCCCCUGUUCUUAUGCUUCUUAAUGCCUUCCAGCCUUAGAAGACCUUCUCCCAUUUCCUCUAAGACAGCCUGUGACACUAUACAAGGUUCAGAACUGGAUAGAAUCAUAAAAAUCAACUCAGAGAAAACAAAGAGGUGGCCCUCUGCUACACCAGUUAUACAGUCAGCUUCCCACACCAAGACUCCGCACACAGAAAGGGCAUAACCAGGAUGUCAGCCAAGGUAAACCCCAUCCUGUUCAUGGUAUCUUUUUACAGGGAAUUUUCAUUCUGUCAUAUCUUCAUAUCACCCUCCAUCUUCUUUAACUCAGGGAAGAACAGGGAUAAAGCCAGCAUAUGGAACUGCAAAAGUCUAUUUGUGAAUGAGGUCUGUGUCCUGUGAGGUCAGACAACAGUAGAUAGGACUUUCUCUGUACCUGCCUGUUUCCAGCAGCUCCAGAACUACAUACAAAAGAAGCAGUACUGGAGAAUCCCAGAAAACUAUUCAUUCCAGAGUUUUCAGUACAAGGAAAUUAAUUACCUGCUGCGUUCCCAAGCCGAACUUGAAGAGCAGAUAGAGGAAUCAGCCAGCGAAACUUAAAUGGAUCCAAGUCACCAUAAUUAUGGGCAGCACGAACAUUACUUGGCUGCAAAAACAAAAGCAAGAAGAUAUUUCUAAGAAGUGGUUCUUUUUUGCUUCCAUUUCAGAUCCAUAACUGAAGAGAAAUUGCAGUUCAUUAGACUUUUUCCUUCAACCCCUAAUGUGUGCUUGUAGCUGGAAUGGUCAUAGAUAGACACAGCCUUGGAAUUUGUAGUUGCUUCAGCUUUUAAAAGCACUUGAUUUUAAUGGAUAAGAGUAAUAUAUAUAAGUGCUAUUUGGGAACAAACAUUCAAUGGAGAAAUAGUCUAGGGAUCAUACAUUAGCAGAAAACAAUCAUGUCACUGCUGCUGCUACUACUCCUAAAGCCCUUUGAUCUCUUAACGAUUUGCAGGUUGCAGUACAUUGCCACUGAUACUCAGGAUAUACUCAGGAUACUCAGGUUGCUGCUUUAGUAUUCCAGUUUUGUAAAUGGGGCCAGAGAAAGUUACAUUUAUACAUCCUUUCAAAGUGAUCAAGGGUCUAUAAACAGAGGUCUUCAAUUCUCACAGUGUUAAGGUAGGCUGUCACAAAAGCUAUCUGGAAGGAAGUGAUUCCUGUAUGGCAGUGUUUCAUCCCUGACAGAACCAAUGUAUUGCCGACAGAGAAGAUGCUGGAGCUUACUAAACAGCACUAAAAACAAACAAACAAAAAAACAGCUACAACUUAUUGUUACGUAAAUACUGAAUGCUUGUUUUUUCUAUGGUAGCUAAAGUUCCAGCCUAGUGAGAGGAGGUGGUAUUUUACCACAGCCACUUCCUCUUCAACACCAGUAUGAUCCAUUCUACGCUGCAGCAGGAUCCUGCUCAUAAACAUCCACCACAACUCACACCAGACUUACCAUUUUCUUUUUCAGUUUGUAGUUCUCUUUAUACACCAGUAUUACAGCCCUCUUAAAAACUAAAAAAGAAAAGAAGAAAGAAAGAAGACUCUUAAUUGCAGAUACAAUAUUCAGUGAAAAUAUCCUGAAAAAGCUGAAUAUUAAAAGUCAUGAGACGAGAUAAGCAAAGUGAUUGGGAAGCAUCUACUCUGUAUUAAAGUAUUGAGUUUUUCAUCCCACAUAUGUUCAUGCAGUAGCAAUAUUUAUUCUCAGAUCUUCUGAUGAACUUUUUAAGGUAAAGCCAUUCUGCACGUGCAUUAUGAAACUACUGGCAGCCUGGCUCUAGCAAGUCUUCACACAAACAUAUAAAGCUGAUGCAGUUUAGACAUUAAGGAUUCAGGUUUUCUUUUGGAUGGAUGCCUUCAUGUGGAGUGAAAUGCCAGUACUAAGAGAGAACUGUGAAAAAGGAUGAUAAGUCUUCCUGCAGGCCAGCUUUUGUUCAGUUGGAAACAAACAUUCAUCUCAAUUCCUACUUCUGCAUCUGAAGGAAUUAUCUGUCUUCCACAGCAUCUGAGUGGAGCGGCUCACUAAUGGUAUCUAAUCUCUCAGCUUCCAGUGAGGCAGUGACAUGUUCUCUCUAAUCAACAAGGAGAGAUUAGAAAACCAGGGACAUUGAAGGUGCAUCUGGACUAUGGGAUAGCAGUCCUGGAUCCCAGACUGGAUGACAGUGGUAUAGCUCUAUUCUUACUUAUGCAUCCACAUUUCCUUCCAGUGGAAGAGAGGGGCAGUGAUAUGCAGUAGGCUGUCAUGCCUUCAUGGAGCCAGGAUGCAGACACAGUGAGCACAACAUUUAGUCUAGAGUUGGGCAUAAAUUCCUUUAGUUUCACAUAUUAAAUAAGUGCACUUUUCAAGCUGCAGUAGACUAAAGUGGGAAUAAAACCAGGUUUCCCAGGUGGCAGACAGUCUAAGCUACGUAUCAGGCCAGAGUCCCUUCAUUUAUUUAUACACACCCUGUUGAGAACUCCCACUUACUGGGCUUGAGUGACUGGCAUGUGUGGAUCACUGAGAGCUCAUCCAAGUGAACAUGUGGAAGCAGUUCACACUUCUUCUGUUUAGAAGCACUCUCUCCCCUUAUCUGUCAUGCUUGGAAACUUAGGAAAGCUUGUCUCAUGAACCUGGAGUUGUUCUCUGGGUCCAAAGACAUUUUAAAUAGAUGUUUUUUAAAUAAAUAGACAAGUGCCUAAUAUGUUUCAGUGGAACCUUUUGAUUAGUAAGAUAGUAAAUGAUUAAUAGUACUUAUACUGUUCAGUAAAACUCUUGGUUCCAUGCACUGAUUUUCACUUACAUGUUUCAGGUUAAAAUAGUCUGAACAAGGACUGGCAGACAACACAUUUUGAUGUAACAGUUGUAAAACAGGUUUUCCUGUAUUCCCAGGAGUGAAAUAAAUCACCAUUUUCCUACCA